This is a messenger RNA of Didymosphaeria variabile, 3177 nucleotides long. RefSeq names its product Non-ribosomal peptide synthetase. NCBI's taxonomy places the organism in Eukaryota, Fungi, Ascomycota, Dothideomycetes, Pleosporales, Didymosphaeriaceae. Gene Ontology annotation, molecular function: phosphopantetheine binding; catalytic activity. The record is from RefSeq and is a predicted model, not a curated record. Gene Ontology annotation, biological process: amino acid activation for nonribosomal peptide biosynthetic process; secondary metabolite biosynthetic process. The coding region runs from base 1 to 3177 and encodes 1058 amino acids. The transcript is spliced from 2 exons. Gene Ontology annotation, cellular component: cytoplasm.
AUGCUUGUAAUGAAGGAUGGACAGCUGUGUCGCAAGCAUGGUGACAGCCUAGCGGAGUUUCUUGCACGGGACCAAGAAGAGCACAUGGACCUGGGUACGGCGCUCUUCCGAUACGGACUUGUGUCUAAACAUGGGGACGACAAAGCACAUGUCGUGCUCACGUCGCAUCAUGCAAUUUAUGACGGCUGGUCUAUGCCUUUGAUUUUCGAGCGCGUCAACAGCGCGUACAAAGACAUGGAAAUCCGACGUCCAGUAGGCUUCAAUCACUUCAUCAAGUAUCUGACUCAGCUGGAUCCUUCAGCCUCAGAAGGGUACUGGCGCGAGUUACUUGACGGCGCCAGUCCACAUCAAUUUCCCACCCUUCCGCACAAAGGCUACAUCACGCGCGCAGACUCUCUCCUUGAGCAUUACGUCCAGGUUCCGUCUUCUGUCAAUAGCAAGUUUACUGUUGCAACUAUCAUUCGCGGCGCUUGGGCUCUAGUUUCCUCCCUAUACAUGGGUCACAAGGAUAUCAUCUUUGGCGAGACGCUCACUGGACGCUCUGCUCCAGUCGCUGGCAUCGAAGAGAUAGAAGGCCCAAUGAUCACCACUGUACCCAUCCGCACAAAGAUCGACCCUAACGUUCAGAUCUCGGAGUACCUCGACGCCGUCCACACACAGACCGUUCAGCAAAUGCCGCAUGAGCACUUUGGUCUCCAGAACAUCCGCCGUUUAAGCCGCAAUGCGAGGGAAGCAUGCGAACUCCGCACCGGUCUCGUGCUGCAUCCGAAGGAAGAUAAUGUUCCUGGUCAGACGAAUAGCAUCGAGGAUGCACCUGCGAAUGGCUUCUUGCCUUCAGACGAUGCAGAGGCAGCAAGAGAGGCAUUGAAGUUCAAUACUUAUGCGCUGAUGCUGGUGUGUACGCUGGAUGAAAACGGCUUUCUCAUCAUGGCGAGCUUUGAUUCAAAGUGCAUUGCUUCGCCGGUCAUGGAGAGGGUGCUCAAGGUGUUGGAUCGCGUUGUCACUGCGUUCUUGGAGAGACCUGACGGACAGCUCGGCCUUGCGACGGCACUGGAGCCGGAAGAGUUGGAAGAUGCUUCAGCAUUUAAGCCUACGGAUGUGCCGCAUGAUGACGAAGCGGAGACGCAGACCAAUGGCCAUGUCAAGCAACAAGCACCCGGGAAAUCACUAACUCUGACAGCACGCGAGAUCACAAUGCGAGCGCUGUUGAGCCGCAUACUUGGCCUCCCAGAGACUGACAUUGGUCCAAGCGACAGCUUCUUUGACCUAGGAGGCGACUCAAUCAGCGCAAUGAAACUCGUUUCUGAAGCUCGCACGCAGGGCUUGAAGCUCACCGUUGCGCAGAUAUUCCAAAGUCGUUCGCUAGCUGAGCUUGCGCAAGCCGCUGGUAACGAGAAGGAAGAGAAACUCAUCCGAAUCCUGAGUCGCAUUCUGGGCAUUCCAAACGAGGAAAUCACUCCAAGCGACAGUUUCUUCGAGCUGGGCGGCGACUCGAUCUCUGCUAUGAGGUUCGUUGGGGAAUGUCGCGCGCAAGGACUUGGUGUCACGGUGCCGCAGAUCUUCCAGAGCAGGUCGAUUUCGGAGCUCGCUCCGCUAGCUGAGGAGCUGACGUCUACGAAGUCGAAUGAGGUUUCCCUUGUGCCCUUUGCUGCGCUGGGUGAUGAAGCGAGCUCUUAUAGCGUGGAACGCAUUCAGCCCCUUCUGGAGAAUUCCGCUUGGAAGAUCGAUGAUGUCUACCCGACUAGGCCGCUGCAGAAGGUCGCUGUUGACGGCACAGUUCAGCUUCCGCGAUACUCGCUGCGGUAUGAGUUGAUCAAGUUUGACGCACCCAUCGAUAAGGUCAAGCUUGCGCACAGCUGCCAUGAGGUGGUCGCUCGCAACGAAGUUCUACGGACAGUGUUCGUGGAGCUUUCAGGUCGCUGCCUUGGUGUAGUCAUAAACUCAUUGGAAGCUCUCUUCCAAGAGAUUCCAAUACCAGACACUGCAGACAACGAUACCUUCAUCCGCUCCUGGAUCAACGCGGAUACCGAGGCGCCGAAGCCUUACGGAUCCUCCUUCGUCGGCUUCACCCUCUUCACACCCCAGAACGGCAGUCCGACCCUCGCAUUCCGCAUCUCACACGCCCAGUACGACGAAAUGUGCCUCCCCCUCCUCUUCGCUCAACUCUCAGCCCUCUACUCCGACUCCACUAUCCCGGAAACCCUCCCCUUCACCCACCACGUCAACCACGUAGUACAAUCCUCCAUUCCAUCCAGCAUCCCCUACUGGCGCGCCCUCCUCGCCUCCUCCCGCCUCUCCGUCCUCCGCCCAAACAUCCCCCUCACAUCCCGCACCUCCACCUCCAUCUACCGCGAAUUCGACAUCUCCCAGCGCCCAAAGCACAUCACCAUCGGCUCCCUCCCCACCGCCGCCUGGGCCGUCGUCCUUGCGCGGCGCCUCAACACGCGAGAUGUCGUCUUCGGCGAGGUAGUCACAGGCCGCAACCUCGGCGUCUCCGCCGCAGACCGCGUCGUCGGCCCAAGCUGGCAGUACGCUCCCUUCCGCGCGAGCUUCACCGAGCACACUACGUACGCUGCGUUACUCCAAGCCGUGCAGGACCAGCACGUCGCGAGCUCAGCGCACGAGGGCAUGGCGCUAGAGGAAAUCGUGCGCCAUUGCACGGACUGGGAUCCCACUGAGGCGAGCUGGUUCGAUAGCGUGGUGCAUCAGGCGCCGAGGUAUUGGGUUGAGAAAAUGACGUUUGGUGAAGUAAAGGCCGAGUUUGAGACUGUGUAUCCGCAUGCUGAGCCGUUGAGGGAGUGGAAGGUGCAGGCUUUUGUGCUGGAAGGGGGAAGCAGGUUGGGGGUGGAGAUUGUUACGUUUGAGGCGUGGAGAGACGUUGGGGAGGAGGUGGUGGGGAGAUUGGGGAGGUGCUUGGGGGUUGUGUGGGGUGGGAGGGGAGGGUUUUUGAGUAGAUGGUGGGGACGAGGGAGGAAGGGGAGAGAUUGGGGUUUCUUAGUGGUUUUUUUUUUUUUUUGGACGUGUAGUUUGACUUUUGCGAUGCAUAUAUUGUUGUUGAUGCUUAAUGUUUGUCUUGUUGAUGUGACCAUGAUAGUGGUAGUGCUGUGGUGUUUGACUCUCAGGGUGGAGGAUUGUGCUCUAGCCUGUUUUAUGAUUUCGAAGAAUAAAAUAAAAUAG